UUGUUCCAGUCAAUUGUUCCUCAGGCAAUCUCCGAGGGGUGGCUUGAUGCAUCUUUUCCGAAAACCUCAGAGGAAAAUGGGCAAGCACAUGGUCCGGAUGAUGAAAAAGUGAAGCAAUACAAGAAACAUAUUGUUAGCAUAAUCCAUGAGUAUUUUCUUUCGGAUGACAUUCCGGAGCUAAUCCGGAGUCUUGAAGAUUUGGGGCAACCUGAGUUCAACCCUAUUUUUCUGAAGAAGCUAAUCACCCUUGCCAUGGACAGGAAAAACAAGGAAAAGGAAAUGGCAUCUGUUUUGCUUUCUGCACUUCAUAUUGAGAUUUUUUCAACUGAAGACAUAGUAAAUGGAUUUGUGUUGCUACUGGAAUCUGCAGAAGAUACAGCUCUUGACAUUUUAGAUGCUUCCAAUGAACUUGCUCUUUUCCUUGCUAGGGCCGUAAUAGAUGAUAUCCUUGCUCCACUGAAUUUGGAAGAGAUAUCGAACAGGCUGCCACCAAAUUGCAGCAGUGGAUUGGAGACCGUCUGUACGGCUCAAUCACUUCUGUCUGCACGGCAUGCUGGAGAAAGGAUCCUGAGGUGUUGGGGUGGUGGGACUGGAUGGGCUGUGGAGGAUGCUAAGGAUAAGAUACAAAAGCUCCUUGAGGAAUUUGAAAGUAGUGGUGUUCUCAGUGAAGCUUGCCAGUGCAUACGAGAUCUUGGAAUGCCAUUCUUCAAUCAUGAGGUAGUGAAAAAAGCUUUGGUUAUGGCAAUGGAGAAGAAGAAUGAUAGGAUGCUGGAUUUGCUGCAAGUAUGCUUUAAUGAGGGGCUUAUCACUAUCAACCAGAUGACUAAAGGCUUUGGGAGGAUCAAGGAUGGGCUUGAUGAUCUGGCUCUUGACAUUCCGAAUGCAAAGGAUAAAUUCACGUUUUAUGUGGAUCAUGCCAAAGAAAGAAGCUGGCUGUUACCGUCCUUUGGGUUAUCUGAUGAUGCAUCUUAAAUGAGAAGAUCAUAUACAUUAGCUUGUUACAUCUUGUACUUCGUUGAUGCCUUCUCUAAGUAGCUUGUGCCGUUUUGUUGGGACUGGUGGAUGGACAGGGACUGUCCAGUCCUUCCUAAUAUCUUUUUCUUUUAAGUUUCUUGUAUGAUGGAUAUUUGUUGAUGUAAAAAUUAGGCCUCUCAUGUGUUCAGCUACUGUAGUGGUAAACGCAUACUGCAUUACCCUUACUGUCUUCCAUAAGGGUGUUAGUACAGAUCAUUAACAAUAAUCCUGCAUUUCCUGAACUUUAAUCAAUUUUUGGUCAA
This is a messenger RNA of Nicotiana tabacum (common tobacco), 1277 nucleotides long. Lineage: Eukaryota; Viridiplantae; Streptophyta; Magnoliopsida; Solanales; Solanaceae. The record is from RefSeq and is a predicted model, not a curated record.